UCGUCACAAGGGUGGCUUUUGUGCGUACUCUGAAAUAUACAACAACGGUAGAAAUACACCUUCUUACACUUUAAAUGGUUAAAUUGAGACAGGAUGGAACAAGGAGGCACUUAGAUCGAAGAACUUUUUACGUGGUGCCGGGAAAGGAAAAGGUAUGGGCGAAUCGGCCGCAGCAGAUUUGAUGGCUGUAAAAAGCUGCGGGUAAGUCAGCUGAUGUUCCCUGUGCCGCGGCUUCUUGACAGUUCUGAGUGUGCAGAUCCCUCGGACUUCGGAAAUUGGAGAGUGAUCCUGCAAAAGAAGAUGAAGAAAAACAGAGAAAGAUUCUGCAACAGAGAAAGGGAAUUUGUGUAUAAAUUCAAAAUAGGAAGUCAGUGCUUAGAACUGAGGGUGCCCCUCAAAUUUCCCGUUCAAGAGAAUGCCAGUGAUUUACAUGGACGUCUGAUGCUGUUGCACAGUUUACCAUGCUUCAUAGAAAAAGACUUAAAAGAAGCUCUGAGCCAGUUUAUAGAAGAAGAAUCCCUCCAAGAUUAUGAUAGAGAGGCUGAAGCAUCUCUGGAAGCUGUGAAGUCAGGUGAAGUAGAUUUACAUCAACUGGCAAGUACGUGGGCCAAAGCUUAUGCUGAGACCACAUUAGAGCAUGCAAGGCCUGAAGAACCAAGCUGGGAUGAAGAUUUUGCAGACGUGUACCAUGACCUAAUCCAUUCCCCUGCCUCUGAAACGCUCCUAAAUUUGGAACAUAAUUACUUUGUUAGUAUCUCAGAACUGAUUGGUGAAAGAGAUGUGGAGCUGAAAAAAUUACGAGAGAGACAAGGUAUUGAAAUGGAAAAAGUGAUGCAGGAAUUAGGAAAAUCACUGACAGAUCAAGAUGUAAAUUCACUGGCUGCUCAGCAUUUUGAAUCCCAGCAAGAUUUAGAAAAUAAAUGGUCAAAUGAAUUAAAACAAUCAACUGCCAUCCAAAAGCAAGAGUAUCAGGAAUGGGUGAUAAAACUUCAUCAAGACCUAAAAAAUCCAAACAACAGCUCUCUCAGUGAAGAAAUUAAAGUUCAACCAAAUCAGUUCAGAGAAUCAGUAGAAGCAAAUGGAAGGAUUUAUGAGGAACAGAGAAAGUUAGAAGAAAGUUUUACCAUUCACCUAGGAGCUCAGUUGAAGACCAUGCAUAAUUUGAGAUUGCUGAGAGCAGAUAUGCUUGAUUUCUGUAAGCACAAAAGAAAUCAUCGAAAUGGUGUGAAACUCCAUCGACUCCAGACAGCUCUGUCUCUUUAUUCCACAUCUCUUUGUGGCCUGGUUUUAUUAGUGGAUAAUCGAAUCAAUUCAUACAGUGGUAUUAAAAGAGAUUUUGCCACAGUUUGUCAAGAAUGCACGGACUUCCAUUUUCCCCGAAUUGAAGAACAACUGGAAGUUGUCCAGCAGGUGGUACUUUAUGCUAGAACCCAGCGGAGGAGUAAGUUGAAAGAAUCACAUGAUUCUGGGGGCCGAAAUGGAGAAAGUGAUGAUAAGACUAAAAAUGCUGAUAGGAACUAUUUAAAUAUUUUACCUGGAGAAUUUUAUAUUACACGGCAUUCUAAUCUCUCAGAAAUCCAUGUUGCUUUCCAUCUUUGUGUGGAUGACAAUGUGAAAUCUGGAAACAUCACUGCUCGUGACCCUGCCAUUAUGGGACUCCGGAAUAUACUCAAGGUUUGCUGUACCCACGACAUCACAACAAUAAGUGUUCCGCUCUUGCUGGUGCAUGAUAUGUCAGAGGAAAUGACUAUACCAUGGUGCUUAAGGAGAGCAGAACUUGUGUUUAAGUGUGUCAAAGGUUUCAUGAUGGAAAUGGCUUCAUGGGAUGGAGGAAUUUCUAGGACAGUGCAAUUUCUGGUACCACAGAGUAUUUCUGAAGAAAUGUUUUAUCAACUUAGUAACAUGCUUCCUCAGAUCUUCCGAGUAUCAUCAACACUUACUCUGACAUCCAAGCACUGAGGCUCUGUGGACCAACGUGCUGGCAGGAGAGGACUGUCACACUCUCCAGGACCUUGCACUAUGCUGGGACUCUGUCAAGCAAAAGAUCCCCAGAAAGAGAACUUACAACCCAAGCUACAAAUCAAAUCAUGAUAGAUGUCUGUCAAACCCUCCAAAAAUUCUUCUACCGAACAGGCUAGUGAUCAGCCCCUUACGUAUUUGUUUAUUGUUAAAGUCUCUUUAUGAAAAAAAUGUCUCUCUUUUCCUGUUGCCAUAUUAAUAGGAUAAAACUUCCUAUAUAUUGCUCAUGGACACUUGAUGUAGGAGAGUGUUCACUGCAUUUUAUGAAGACAUUUGUCUUUUCCCAAAGUCCUGAAUCAUAUCAGGUACAAGGCUUAAUUAAACAUACCAAUAAAAUCUUUCCUCUAUCUUAUUUGCCAAAUAAAAAUUAAAAAGCACUUAAAUAUACAUUGCAAAUA
Phyllostomus discolor (pale spear-nosed bat) is the source of this 2417-nucleotide messenger RNA. RefSeq names its product chromosome 2 C12orf4 homolog (gene FERRY3). Gene Ontology annotation, cellular component: cytoplasm. The record is from RefSeq and is a predicted model, not a curated record. Lineage: Eukaryota; Metazoa; Chordata; Mammalia; Chiroptera; Phyllostomidae. The transcript has 14 exons. The coding region runs from base 214 to 1959 and encodes 581 amino acids. Gene Ontology annotation, biological process: regulation of mast cell degranulation.